AUGUCGUCUACCAUCAAAGGAAGCGAGUUUACGGGGGGUGCUCAACAACUUGCCGCCGUCAACGAGAAUAUGCCAAACGUUGAGGCCAAUGUCACUACGGGAGCAUCUCAAGUAUGCUACUUUGUGGAUCGGUUGCCUCGCAGUAAGUAACAGAUCUAACGAAAUUUUCCAAGUUACGUCUAACGAUCUGACUAGAUGUCCGCAACAACAUAUACCGGAUGUUCUUCCGCGUCAGACACGCCAUUGUUCCAUUUCGGAGCCCUAUGUACGACGGAAUGAGUUAUUUCAGUAUUGAGAGACGACUUGCGUUUUGUUCCACCGACAAUCGAGAAUACUACGAAUGUCCUGUCGAAGAGAUGGUUCCACGCGAUGGUUUGGGCUUGUUGACUUGCUGCAAGAAAGUUUCCGAGGAGGCUUGCGCGAUACUUUAUGGAGAGAACUAUUUUGUUUUUCAUGUCAAUGGGAAUUCCAACUUUGCUCUGGGAGGCUUCUACGAUAUAGCUUCCUCUCAAACGGGUGGGAGCGAGGCCUCCAUUAACCACGAGAUGGCCCGCUCGCUCUACUACUACAUAUUCCACAGAGGAAUUCGUCAAAAGUCGCUGAUCUUCGAAGACUCUACGAUCCCACAGUUUUUCCGACAAAUUGGCAUUAAGAACACCUCGUCGAUCACGAAAGUUGGAGUACGGGCAUAUUUUAUUGACUACCAAUUGGGAUUUGAGGAGGUAUUGAAGGGAACCGCCAUAGUCUUGAAGCACUUGUGUCCUCGCUUAAGCCGCCUGACUCUUGAUGCGGAUGAUAUGACCAAAACGAAUGACCUACAUCGAUCAGGUCCCUUCAGAGGCCUCUCCGGAAGAGAUUUUGAGAGACUUCCUUACCACGUCGUCAACCAAGUGGAGCAUAUCGUCGGCGAAAUCUUCAGUAUAUUUGCCCAAGGAAUCCCCUCGCUUUGUGUGUUGCGCUUCCAGUGCCCGAGGUUCACGAACGACCCGAGAGAUUACAAUGUGUUGGGCUGAAGAGUGUGGUGUACUGAAGGUCAUGGAGAAUUGAUUGAUUGUUUGAGAAGCUAUUGUACAGAGUAUUUAUAAGGGAAGGAAAAAGGGGCAAAUGAGAAAGAAAGGGGUAAAUGAGAGGUGGAGCCGUAUCUCAAUACGGACGCUGUACAAAUAAUAAUACAAUAAUGAAUAAGUGGAUUCCACAUCAGGUGAUAUGGUGGAUCCAGCACAACACAAUGGCUAUCCACCUAUAUGGAAGAAAGGACUCGAGUAUGUCAAGAAGCGCCCGGAACCUUCCAAAAUCGAUGAUAGCUCUGUAAUUGUGAUGUUCCAAUUGGAGCAGGAGCACGAAUGGUUGGCGCCGAGAGUGUAG
This is a messenger RNA of Hymenoscyphus albidus, 1365 nucleotides long. Lineage: Eukaryota; Fungi; Ascomycota; Leotiomycetes; Helotiales; Helotiaceae. The record is from the annotation of a GenBank genome assembly.